UUUUCGUGUGGUUGGAAGAAAUAAAAUGGUUGCUAGGCACCGCAAUGUGCAGAAAUAGUUUAUUUAAUCAAUAAUUUUGAAUUGAGAUACAAAUAACUAAAUAAUGGUUGGGAAGAGCAAAAAGAAGCGCAAUAGCAAGGAUUCCACAUCCAGUAACGCAGGAAGUGGUGAAGGCGAGGAGAAGAAGAAGAAAGAGGGCGGCAAGAAGAAAGGGGGCGUGGGAAAGUCCAUUGGUUGCGACAUUUUCAACGACGCCGCCAUGGAAAAUGCCUACUACGUCUGCCACAAUGUGCAGGACGUUCUUAAGUCCAGGGGAUUUGCUUGGCCAGAUGGGCAAAAGAAGAAAAAGAAGGGAAAGCGCUAGAGUGCGAAAUAUAAUUUGAGUUAUUUCUAAAAAUAUUAUUUUUCCAAUUAAGCUUAAAGUAAUAACAAACGAAAGCGAAGGUGUACUUCCCCUUGGCCUGGAAAAACGAGAGCAACGUGCUCAUAUUUAUUUUUAUGAAUCCAAAACAAGACAUCAUCGAUCAAAACUAAACAAUUCCAAAAACGCAGCCUGCCCAAAGUGAGAUGUCAGUGGCAAACGCUUCUAGAACAAACACACUUUUCGAUUUCGGCGUGUGAAAAAUAUAGGAAGCCAAAAUUGUAUUCGUUUCGUGGAAUUCGCCAAGUCUGCACCAUAUAAAUAGGUGCAACAUCGCGUUUUUUUCAGUUCAAAAU
Drosophila yakuba is the source of this 717-nucleotide messenger RNA. RefSeq names its product small lysine-rich protein 1. The coding region runs from base 104 to 364 and encodes 86 amino acids. The record is from RefSeq and is a predicted model, not a curated record. NCBI's taxonomy places the organism in Eukaryota, Metazoa, Arthropoda, Insecta, Diptera, Drosophilidae. The transcript is spliced from 2 exons.